GGAGAAAUGCCCCACACAUCAAAAAGAGAGGGCGUCUUCUAUGCUCAUCAGCUGCUGCAGUAGACCCUGUCUUGCAAAGACGUUCUUUCGCUGAUAUCCGCCCACUUGCGGCAUAAGCCCCUCCUACUCACGGUUCUCCGGUCUGCAGAGAUACAUACUUGAACUCAAGAAGAAGAAGAAGCAGCUGAACCCGGUGCUGUGUUUGGUUUAACGUGAAUCAUCUAUCUGUAAUAAUGCAGUCAGCAGAAGAGGGAAACGUCACUCCUGUAGAUCUACAGCAUGAAGGAUUCCAGGAGAAACUAAUAAAAAAGGAAGAAGAUGAAGAUGGAGGUUACUACUAUAAAGGAUCCAUAAUCCCUGUGGAACUCGUCACCUCUGAGGAACAUCUUACCCCAGCGGACCAACAGGAUGGAGGUUUCCAGAUGAAGCCUGUGAAGAAGGAAGAAGCUGAAGAUGAAGAUGAACUCAAACUGAACAAGGAUUCCUCCUGCUCCUCGUGUCCACGUUCCUCUACAACCCAAAAUCACCUCCACAAUCACAUCAAGAGCUGCAACCAUGAUAAAUAUGAUGCGCUGGUGAAGAUUAAGACUGAACAUGAGGAUCUGACGCCCACCAGAAGCUCCAGUAAUCAGCAAACGUCCUCUGGUACUGUCAGCAUUAACACCUCUCUCAGUCCCACACAGGAAGAAGGAAACGUCUGCUCACUGUGUGGGAAGAGCUUCAAGUUCCAGAGUUAUCUCAAAAUACACCAGCGCAUUCACACUGGAGAGAGACCUUAUCAGUGCUCACAGUGUGAGAAGAGUUUUAGUACACAGGGUGUUUUCAGAAUACACCAGCGCAUUCACACUGGAGAGAAACCGUAUCAGUGCUCACAGUGUGGGAAGAGUUUUAGUACACAGGGUAAUCUCAAAAUACACCAGCGCAAUCACACUGGAGAGAAACCGUAUCAGUGCUCACAGUGUGGGAAGAGUUUUAAUCAUGAAAGUGCUAUCAAAAGACACCAGCGCAUUCACACUAGUGAGAAUCCGUAUCAGUGCUCACAGUGUGGGAAGAGUUUUAGUACACAGGGUAAUCUCAAAAUACACCAGCGCAAUCACACUGGAGAGAAACUGUAUCAGUGCUCACAGUGUGGGAAGAGUUUUAUUCAUGAAAGUGUUAUCAAAAGACACCAGCGCAUUCACACUGGUGAGAAACCGUAUCAGUGCUCACAGUGUGGGAAGAGUUUUAAUGAACAAAGUAAUCUGAAAGUACACCAGCGCAUUCACACUAGAGAUAAACCGCAUGAGUUUUCACAGUGUGGGAAAAGUUUUAAUUGUCAGAGUAAUCUGAAUACACACCAGCACAUUCACACUGGAGAAGAAGGAAACGUCUGCUCACAGUGUGGGAAGAGCUUCAGAUUCCAGAGUGCUCUUAAAAUACACCAGCGCAUUCACACUGGAGAGAAACCCUAUCAGUGCAUAGAGUGUGGGAAGAGCUUUAUUACACUGAGCAAUCUCAAAGUACACCAGCGCAUUCACACUGGAGAAAAACCCUAUCAGUGCUCACAGUGUGGGAAAAGUUUUAAUCAACAUAGAAAUUUCAGAACACACCAGCGCAUUCACACUGGAGAGAAACCAUAUCAGUGCUCACAGUGUGGAAAGAGUUUCAAUACACAGAGUCAUCUUAAAAGACACCAGCGCAUUCACACUGGUGAAAAAACGUAUCAGUGCUCACAGUGUGGAAAGAGUUUCAAUACACAGGUUAAUCUUGAAACACACCAGCGCAUUCACAAUGGAGAGAAACCAUAUCAGUGCUCACAGUGUGGAACGGGUUUUAAUAAUCAGAGUGCUCUUAAAAGACACCAGCACAUUCACACUGGAGAUAAACCGUAUCUGUGCUCACAGUGUGGAAAGAGUUUUAUUCAACAGAGUCAUCUCAAAAUACACCAGCGCAUUCACACUGGAGAGAAACCGUAUCAGUGUUCGGAGUGUGGAAAAAUAUUUACUCAUCAGAGUUCUCUAAAAAAACACCAGCACAUUCACACUGGAGAGAAACCGUAUCAGUGCCCACAGUGUGGGAAGAGUUUUAAUCAACAGAGUUCUCUAAAAACACACCAGCGCAUUCAUACUGGAGAGAAACCAUAUCAGUGCUCGGAUUGUGGGAAGUGUUUUAAUCGACAGAGUCAUCUUAAAAAACACCAGCACAUUCACAGCCGAGAGAAACCGUAUCGAUCUCUAAAAAUCACCAGAAACGUCUGCUCACAGUGUGGGAGGAGCUUCAGGGUCCUCAGCGCCCUCAAGAGACACCAGCGCAUUCACACUGGAGAGAAACCGUAUCAGUGCCCACAGUGUGGGAAGAGUUUUACUCUACAGAGUAGUCUAAUAAAACACCAGCGCAUUCACACUGGAGAGAAACCGUAUCAGUGCUCACAUUGUGGGAGGAGUUUCACUCAACAGUGUAAUCUAAAAAAGCACCAGCACAUUCACACUGGUGAGAAACCGUAUCAGUGCUCACAAUGUGGAAAGAGUUUUAAUACACAGACUGAUCUAAAAAUACACCAGCGCAUUCACACUGGAGAGAAACCAUAUCAGUGCUCACUUUGUGGAAAGAGGUUUAAUACACAGAGUGCUCUCAAAAAACACCAGCACAUUCACACCGGAGACAAACCGCAUCAGUGCUCACAGUGUGGAAAGAGCUUUUAUCAACAGAGUGAUCUUAAAAAUCACCAGCGCAUUCACAGUGGAGAGAAACCGUAUGAGUGCUCACAGUGUGGAAAAAGUUUUAAUCAUCAGGGUAAUCUCAAAAUCCACCUGCGCAUUCACACCGGAGAAAAACCCUAUCAGUGCUCACAGUGCGGGAAGAGCUUUAAUCAACAGAAUUGUUUAAAAAUACACCAGCACAUUCACACUGGAGAGAAACUGUAUCAGUGCUCACAGUGUGGGAAGAGUUUCAAUUAUCAAAGUCAUCUUAAAGAACACCAGCGCAUUCACACUGGAGAGAAACCGUACCAGUGCUCACAGUGUGGAAAGAGUUGCAAACGGCUGAGUCAUCUCAAAACCCAUCAGCGCAUUCACACUGGAGAGAGACCGUAUCAGUGCUCACAGUGUGGGAAGAGUUUUAAUCAACAGAGUCAUCUCAAAACACACCAGCGCAUUCACACUGGUGAGAAACCAUAUCAGUGAAGAGUUUUAAUACACUGAAAAUAAUUUUUAGGCUUGUCUCAUACUUGCUGCACCUCAGCUGGAUGUCAGUGACAUUCAUACCAUCACCGUCUGCAUGCCAGAGAUCACCAUCACCUCUCUGUACAAACCACCUACCACCCAAAUGCAGACUUUAACUCUCACCACACGAUGUGGGGCUACGAUUCUACUGACAGUGAUGAACUAGUCGAACAGCUGGAUGGAGAAUAUGCAGCAGGAGUAAUACACAACGCUAAACUCCCAAAGUCCUUUAACAGCAGCGGCUGGAAAAGAGGUUACAACCCAGGCCAGAGAUUAGCACAUCUGAGCCCAAAGACUGACCAAAGAAAACAUUAAAAUGAAAUUUUGCUGGAUCCCAGGGCAGAAACAAAUGGCAGCUUGAAUGGGAAUCACAACACAAUAAUAAACGUCAUGAAAUACCCCAAUAUCAACACACACCACAAAUCUACACCAACUAACGGAACGGAGCAAUCUGUAUGGACUAAAUGCCGCAUCGGACACACCGAAUUAACUCUUUCACACCUAAUUCUUUUCUGUUAAGAUGGGUCAGUUUUCCUCCCCAUCAGCACCUUUUACAUGUGGGGUACCUCAGGGCUCUAUUUUGGGUCCUAUUCUGUUUUAAUUAUACAUGCUCCCCCUUGGGUCCAUUUUUCAGAAGUAUCAAAUCCCUUAUCACUGUUAUGCAGAUGACACUCAGCUCUACCUUCCACUAAAACCAGGAGUUAAUGGUUAUCUGCACCUCAUCUUUGACUGUCUGAGAGAUAUUAACAGCUGAGUGUUUAAAACUUUCUUAAUUUAUACCAAGACAAAACCGAUAUUAUUGUUUUUGGAAAUCCUGAUUCGGCCAGAGCCGUAGCUAAUGACCUGGGGCCAUUAGCAUUGUAUGUAGAUAGCCAUGUAAAAAUCUGGGUGUUGUUUUUUAUUCUGCUGUUAAGUUUGAGAAGCAAGUGAAUGCUGUUGUGAGAGGUUAGGAGGAUAGCAAAAAUAAAAAGCAUCCUGUCUUU
Molecule: messenger RNA, 4183 nt
Organism: Trichomycterus rosablanca
Lineage: Eukaryota; Metazoa; Chordata; Actinopteri; Siluriformes; Trichomycteridae
Product: zinc finger protein 271-like
Exons: 7
Coding region: 234-3161 (975 amino acids)
Source: RefSeq, a predicted model, not a curated record